Messenger RNA from Anisakis simplex (herring worm), 210 nucleotides. NCBI's taxonomy places the organism in Eukaryota, Metazoa, Nematoda, Chromadorea, Rhabditida, Anisakidae. The record is from the annotation of a GenBank genome assembly.
AUGGACGACAGUUCAGCGAAGAAAAAGAAGGCUCCGGCUGCGAAAAAAACCACCAAGGCUUCAGGUUCAGGCGAUAAACCUGCGAAAGCACCGGCAAAACCUCGUGCGAAUUCGAAGAAAAAAGAAGGCAACUCAUCAAUGAAUGGUAAAACUCUUUAUGAUCCACCAUCAUCACAUUCAAAAGAAUUCUCGAUGAGAAUAUUUCAUUGA